AUGUUGGCCAGCCAGCAGUCGCUCCUGCAAGGUGCAAACGGACCGAAUGCGCCAGCCGGUCGCACGGUUUAUGUGGGCAACCUCCCUGCUGACGCUUCUGUCGAUGAGCUCCUCAGUCUCGUCAAAUUUGGCCCCAUCGAAAAUGUCCGCGUGCUGCCGGAGAAAAAUUGCGCGUUCAUCUCCUUCCUGGAAGGUGCGACUGCUGCGGCCUUCCACGCUGACGCAUCUGUCAAGAAGUUUACCUUGCAUUCUAACGAGCUCAAGAUCGGCUGGGGCAAGCCGUCUCCCUGCCCUGCCCAAGUCAUACUUGCAGUGCAGCAGCAUCAGGCAACGCGCAACGUCUACCUCGGCUCGCUCGAUGACGACACGACGGAAGAGUCACUAAGAGACGACCUCUCCCGCUUUGGGCCUAUCGACCAGGUCAAGAUCGUUCGCGACAAGAACAUCGGCUUUGUCCACUUCCUGUCCAUCAACACGGCAAUGAAGGUCGUCACGACUCUCCCCACUGAGGAGGGUUGGCAGAACAAGCGCGUCAACUAUGGCAAAGAUCGAUGUGCGUACAUUCCAAAGAGCCAGCAGCAGAAUCAGGCACACAACCACCAGGCUGCCGCCAUGGGGCUGGCAGCUGCAGCCAGUCUGGGAUACCCGACGGCGCUCACCGCCCUGCCUGGCCAAUUCGGUGCUUUUGGCACCAACCAAGGCUUCGUCGACGAAAGCGGUCGGCCGCAGACGGGCGCCGCGUUUGGCAUAGGCCCAGCGGCGACCAACAACACAGCAGCGCUGUCGCAGAUGGGCAAUCGAACAGUCUACCUAGGAAACAUACAUUCAGAAACGACAACGGAAGAUAUCUGCAACCAUAUUCGAGGUGGCAUUCUGCAGAACAUCCGAUUCAUACCCGAAAAGCACAUCGCAUUCGUCACCUUCGUCGACCCUAAUGCCGCUCUCGCCUUUUUUCACCUGGCCUCCUACUCCGGAGUCAUGAUCCACAACAGACGCCUCAAAAUCGGCUGGGGAAAGCAUUCAGGACCGCUGAGCCCGGCCAUCGCAAUGGCCGUACAGGCAGGUGGCUCAAGGAACGUCUACGUCGGCAACAUCGACAAUCCAGAUGUCCUGACCGAGGAGAAGCUGCGUAGAGACUUUGGCGACUUUGGCGAGGUCGAGCAGGUCAACAGCUUGCGCGAGAAGAAUUGUGCAUUCGUCAAUUUCUGCAACAUACAGAAUGCCAUCAAAGCUAUCGAGGCGAUGAAGAACCACGGCGAGUACCAGAGCGUCAAGAUCGCCUACGGGAAGGACCGCUGCGGAAACCCCCCACGCAGCGUACCCCAAAAUCACCCUCGCAAGGCGAGCAUCGCCAAGCAAAGCUCGCCGUCGCCAAAUGUCGAGGGCGAUGGCACUCAAACCCAAGAGAACGGCGCCGGUGCUUCGGCAGAGGAAGGGCAUACCAGCGGCGACGCGGACGAACGUGCCGCAGCAGGUGCUGUGGCGGGCGCUGACGACUCUGUCGAGUAG
Messenger RNA from Tilletiaria anomala UBC 951, 1509 nucleotides. RefSeq lists its product as uncharacterized. Bases 1 to 1509 code for a protein of 502 amino acids. Gene Ontology annotation, cellular component: cytoplasmic stress granule. Gene Ontology annotation, biological process: mRNA splicing, via spliceosome. The record is from RefSeq and is a predicted model, not a curated record. NCBI's taxonomy places the organism in Eukaryota, Fungi, Basidiomycota, Exobasidiomycetes, Georgefischeriales, Tilletiariaceae. Gene Ontology annotation, molecular function: mRNA binding. The transcript has 2 exons.